Messenger RNA from Chinchilla lanigera (long-tailed chinchilla), 1299 nucleotides. Its product is annotated as ice-structuring glycoprotein-like. The transcript is spliced from 4 exons. NCBI's taxonomy places the organism in Eukaryota, Metazoa, Chordata, Mammalia, Rodentia, Chinchillidae. The record is from RefSeq and is a predicted model, not a curated record. The coding region runs from base 103 to 1218 and encodes 371 amino acids.
GAAUCCCCUGUGCUUGUCCUCCAAGCCUGUGGACCUCAGAAGCUGAGCAAGACCUGACUGCUAAACGUGCAGAAGGAGGACCCCUGAGGAUCCUAAAAUAGGAUGAAGAUUCUAAUUUUCUUGCCUGUCACCUUCUUUGCUUGCCUGUUGUCUGCUGACGCACACAAGCCAAGAUACCGCAAACCUCAUCAUAGUUUUAAAGUUCUUAAACAAAGAAGUCCUGGACAGCUAAGAGAUGUUCUACACCAGCAAAGCAGCAGACAGCCAACAAAAUUUCAGGGGCCUCUUAUACUUCCUCGUGGUCCCCGGGGUCAUCUUGUUCCGCACGGUUUCCAUGGUUCUAAUAUCCCCAGACCCCUACAGCCUCUGCCACCUCCUCGCCCGCUCCGCCCCCGCCGCCCUCUGCUCCCGCAGUCUCUGCCAUCCGGAUUCCUGCCGUACCCCAGCGCUGCAGUUCACGCUGGUGCCCAAGCACAGCCGGCCCCUUCUGCGCCCACUCCCACAGCUGCCACCGUGGCCACUGCCACUGCUGCUGGCAGCAAAUCCACAGGUGUGAUGCCCAGCGCUGCGCCUUCCAGCACCCUCCAACCUGAGCCCACAGCCAGUGCUACAGGGGCGGCCACUACCCCAGCCACAGAGACCAGCACUCCAGUCACAGAGGUCACCACCCCAGUCACAGGGGCAGCCACCACCCUGGCCACGGGGGCUAAAACCUUGACGGGCACAGGGGCCGCCACCCCGGCCACAGGGGCUGCCACCCCAGUCACAGAGGCAGCCACCCCAACCACAGGGGCCGCCACUGCAGUCACAGGAGCAGACAUCACCCCAGCCACAGGGGUCGCCAUGACAGUCACAGGAGCAGCCACCACCCCAGCCACAGGGGCCGCCACUGCAGUCACAGGAGCAGCCACCACCCCAGCCACAGGGGUCGCCAUGACAGUCACAGGAGCAGCCACCACCCCAGCCUCAGGGGCCGCCAUGACAGUCACAGGAGCAGCCACAGGGGCCGCCAUGACAGUCACAGGAGCCACCACCCCAGCCACAGGGGUCGCCAUGACAGUCACAGGAGCAACCACCACCCCAGCCUCAGGGGCCGCCAUGACAGUCACAGGAGCAGCCACCACCCCAGCCUCAGGGGCCGCCAUGACAGUCACAGGAGCAGCCAUCACCCCAGCCUCAGGGGCCGCCACUCCAGCUGCACAGCUGGAAGAGCGGUAGUAAAUUCUACAACUGAGAUUAAAGUACACCAAACCAGGAACUGGUGAUUUAGCUCAACGGCAUAGCACCUGCUUAGCAAGA